UUAUUAACAAGGUGUACGGGUCACUUUUCUUGUUAUUGGACACAUCCACUAUAUACUGAGGCCCUCACCUACCUUUAACCAGUGUACAAGUAUAGAUGAUGGCUUCUGCACAGGGUGUUCUAAGCUUUUUAAGAUUGUCUAUAUUAUUGUUUGUAAUUACAUUUGUUGGGUGCGAAAUUGAGACAAAAGAAGGGGUAAAAAUUGAGAUUAUCACUCCUCCCCCCUCCGACUGCCGUGGGGUCAAGGAGGGGGAUUGGGUUAAGGUUUUGUAUAACAUGACGUCAUUAGAGGGGGAAUUAAUCGAUACGACAUACAGGUUAUACGAGCUGUCUGUGUCUUGUUGUUUUUGCAGGCCGAAUGGGGAGAAAGUUGCGGAGGAGUAUUACUUUGCUGUUGGCGUGACAAAUGGAGUUACAAUAGGAUUGGAAGGGGGCUGCAAGGGGGAGAAAAGACGACUCACAAUACCACGAAAACUGAUGCUUAUAUCUGAUAACGAGGAUGUUUCUCUGGUUCUCUACGAGGCACUGAUUGAAGACCACGUCCCCGUAGAGGAUAAACAUUGUUUGUUGGAUUUUUGGUCCACCGACAUGAAUGCGGACAAAGUGAUAGACCUAGAAGAGGUCGAUACUGUUCUCCUGAAUGAAGAAUUCGUGAAGUCUCCACUGUUCGACUUUAGCGUAGAAAAUUUGUCAGAUUGGAUUAUGAGUCUUUUUGAUAAAGAUGGGGACGGCACGCUGGAUCGAGAAGAGUACUUUGAAAUGUUAAAAACAAUUGGUCUUGAUGAAAUGGUCAAAGCCAAAGAAGAGAGCUUAAGAAAACAAAAAGAGCUUGAAGAAGCGCGAAAGAAAAGACGGCGAAGGAAUAGGAUCGAGCUGUAAACACAAUUUUAACACAGGAUUAAAUAUUGACAAAUCCUCGAAAGUCUCUCAAAGAGAUAAA
This is a messenger RNA of Saccostrea cuccullata (small rock oyster), 939 nucleotides long. RefSeq lists its product as uncharacterized. Lineage: Eukaryota; Metazoa; Mollusca; Bivalvia; Ostreida; Ostreidae. Gene Ontology annotation, molecular function: peptidyl-prolyl cis-trans isomerase activity; calcium ion binding. The record is from RefSeq and is a predicted model, not a curated record. Bases 96 to 878 code for a protein of 260 amino acids. The transcript is spliced from 5 exons.